This is a messenger RNA of Camellia sinensis, 1221 nucleotides long. The record is from RefSeq and is a predicted model, not a curated record. Lineage: Eukaryota; Viridiplantae; Streptophyta; Magnoliopsida; Ericales; Theaceae.
AUGUGUGACCUGAAGUCAGAAAAAGGCUAUAUCUAUUACCAUAAGCCAAGAUCCGCGGAAUACAAACUUGUCGCCGACCUCUCAGACUCCAACAAGGGUGCUGGAGAUGAUUACUUCAUCGUCUCAGGUAGAACUCGAAGCCGAAGACGCCGAAGUGCUGAGUCGUCGGCCUACGACCCAGCAAAUCCACCAACAGCUCUAUUAGUAAUUCACUUUGGUACAAGGGUCACAAUCGCCGCCACCGUUGACGAGACAGACCGAAAACCUGCAGUAGUCAAAGAUUUGCUCACUAACCUUCCUGGCAUUGUCAAUGUCCAGCCUUUAUCCUCCCCUCAGCUAACCCCUAAGCCAAAACGAGUGAAGAAGGCCAAGGCAAAGGCCACAGUGACCCAGAUUGAUUCUGAGGACACUGUGCCUAUCUCAAAAUUGGCCGAAACCGAGAAGAGUGCCCCCUCUACCGAGAAGCGUCCUGCCGAGAACCCAUCUUCCGAGGCCCCACCUGCUAAAAAGCCACGGUCAGACCAUCAAGAGAGCAGUAGCUACCCCCGAGGUAUGGUCUGGGCGCCCGAGAUCAUGCUCGACGACAGACCUCUUACCGCCGGUGACAGUGCUGCCAAUCUUGAGCAUUCGGUUUUGGCCAUCCAGCACGCUCACUCCUACGCUACAAAGACCGAGAUGAUGAGGAAGGACUUGGCCAAGGAUGCCAAGACUGCUCAAAGUCUGGCUGAGGAAAAGGCCAAGGAGGCAAAAAAUGAAGCCGAGGCUGCAAGGGCCGACCUCGAAGCUGCCAACGUAAAAGUGGCUGAUAUGGAAGCCAAGCUUCAGGAGGCUCUUGCUAAUAAAGAGGCCAAGGUGAAGGCGGCCGAUGAAAAGGCCUUUGAAGAAGGACAGGUCGCCGUUCGUGACCAAUACAAACAACAACUCGAGGUGCCUUUCCCUCCAGAACCCGAGGAAGAUGCCGAAGACGAUGAAGCCGACGAAGUGGAGGAGGAGGUUGCCGCUAAUGCCAAGUCUCCAACCCUCAAUGACCAAAUUGAUUUAACUCAAGAUGAGGAGGAUGACUUGGCCUCCAAGGUCGUCUCCCCCAAACCAACCAUUUCCGAGGCUGAGGUCCAGUGCAUUGAGAAGAGUUUGGAUAAGACUUUAGAAGAAAUAGAUGCUGAGCUUGAAGCCGACAAAAGUGUAAAAACCCUAGCUGAUGAAGCCAAUCCUAACACUUAG